AUGCAAGGGCAGAGGAAUUCUAUGGAGCAUUUUGCUGAUGUUUUUGGAUUCGACAUUGCAUCUAGUUCAGGCAACCCUGUGAUGGAUCAGCAGUCAUAUUGGAAUAAUGUUCUUGGAUCAGUAGAAUCACAGAAUCUUCAAGGUUAUCAGAUGAAUCACAGUGAUGCCGCCAUGCCAUAUGGAAAUGAGGCACAGCAAGAUGGUACAUUUCUUGGUUUCUGGGAAUCAGGCGAAGCAAGUUCAAGUGGCAGCGCACUAAACUAUGGCAGCUCCAACAAUGUCAAAACAGAGCAUCUUAACAUUGACGGUGGACUGAGGAUUGGUGAAAGGCGAAUGGUAGCUGAUAAUGGCAUUUCUCUGGAUGUGGAUAUCAACCUUAACGCCAACGUUAACGAUCUAUGUGGUCAAAGUUCAAAUGUUAACUGUACCUCUCAAGGUCCUGAGCAGUAUGGUGGCAGUGAUCGUAAUGGUAUAAAUUCUCAGCCAACUGACCUGAGAUUACACCCAUACAGGACAUUCCUGCUAGGUGCAGAGCAAGCAGACUCUUUUACUUUGAAUCCUAGUGAAAACCCUUUGGGUGAUUUUUCAUUAAUGCAAGAAAGCAUUGAUCAAAGACCAGGUAGUUCCCUGGAUGGUCGCCGGCUAGCGUGCAAGAGAAAAAAUAUUGAAGGAGCCAAUGGCCAGAGUUCAGCAGGUGCUAGCACAAGUUUUUCCCACAGGAACGAUAAUGCUUUCCAUAACAUUGAUUCUUCAAGUUUCAAUCCUGCACCGAUCAGAAAUUCGUCCUCUCCCAAUUGCUUGCCAGUUCCAAGUUCUAUUGAGGAUCAACUCCCGCGAUAUGGAACUAAUGCAGGGAUCUCAUCCGGUACCUAUGACCUUAAUGGAGGGGUCAACAAUGCUGGGAAUUCGCAGAGAAGUUUCCGGGCAAGAACUACCACGUCUCAACAGAUUGCUCCCUGUAGUGUAUGGCCUUCUUCAAAUGCUAUAAGACUUUCUAAUUCAUGGAAUCACCAGCCACCUCAUUUUCAAAGUGCAUCUGAUGAUCCCCAGGAGGUUAUUCCUGUGGUCAGCAGCCUCAACUUGCAAUACCAGCAUCUAGUGAAUGUUCCUGGUGUGCCACAGGCUGCAAACCGUUUCACUGGCCAUGGAGCUUCAUCAUCGAGAGCUGGCAGUUUGGAGAACAGAAUUCUUGGUAGUGAAGAUGUUCCUAGGAGGAAUGUGGUGCCUACCAACUACUCUGAUUUAGUUCCCCCAUCUGCUGUAGACCUGAGACGUUUGGUGCCAGAACCAUCUAAUUGGAGCUCUGAUGUCCGAGGCACUGCAAUAUCAGGAAGUAUUCCUCCUGUAUCAAGAGCUAAUAACAGUUCAACAGUCAAUCCACCAGCAGGAUUCAAUCACCAAAACCUCACCAGACGCCAUCCUCGAAACUUGUCAGAGGAGAUUGGUCGUCUAUCUGGAGCACUCCGCGGCCAUCAACCCCCACGCCUAAGGUCAGGGUUUCUGUUGGAGCGCCAGGGCGAUGGUGUUUGGGGUGUUCCUUUAUCAACAAGGGGUAGGGAAGGAAGAAGGUUAAUGGAGAUCCGGAAUGCACUUGAAAUGAUUCAUAGAGGGGAGAAUGUAAGGCUCGAGUCUAUCUUCUAUGGCGGCGUUGACAUUCAUGACAGACACAGGGACAUGCGCCUUGACAUUGACAAUAUGUCCUAUGAGGAGCUAUUAGCACUUGAGGAAAGAAUAGGAAAUGUUAGCACUGGCCUCAGCGAGGAAGAUGUGAUAAAGUUGCUGAAACAAAGGAGAUUUUCAUCUUGGAGACUAAAAGCAUCUUUGGACCCUGAACCGUGUUGUAUCUGCCAGGAGGAGUAUGUUGAUGGAGACGAUCUUGGGAGGCUGGACUGCGGGCACGACUUCCAUGCUGGCUGCAUCAAGCAAUGGCUGGUGGUGAAGAACGUGUGCCCCAUCUGCAAAAACACCGCAUUGAAGACCUGA
Messenger RNA from Miscanthus lutarioriparius, 1983 nucleotides. NCBI's taxonomy places the organism in Eukaryota, Viridiplantae, Streptophyta, Magnoliopsida, Poales, Poaceae. The record is from the annotation of a GenBank genome assembly.